Molecule: messenger RNA, 2743 nt
Organism: Mangifera indica (mango)
Lineage: Eukaryota; Viridiplantae; Streptophyta; Magnoliopsida; Sapindales; Anacardiaceae
Product: probable serine/threonine-protein kinase WNK9
Exons: 7
Coding region: 330-2525 (731 amino acids)
Biological process (GO): intracellular signal transduction; protein phosphorylation
Cellular component (GO): cytoplasm
Molecular function (GO): protein serine/threonine kinase activity; ATP binding
Source: RefSeq, a predicted model, not a curated record
AAAGAAAACGGUGGGAGCAGGAACAUGGGAUGAACAGUGGGUUGAGUUGAGACAAGGAGAGGUUGUUUGUCAGGUUCUGUCUUUGUGGGGACAACCUUGUGAAACCUUUGCCUCGGUGUACCUAUAUUUGUCCUUUUGAUGGACUCACCAAUGCGUUUCUUUUUCCCCCUUUCCACAGCAAUCUGGUCUCUUCUUUCCUUCAGAAAAAAAAAGUGUUGUGGAUUCUUUUCUUUUGCCUAUUUAUUUUCUCUGACUUCUGUUAUCACCUUUCCCUCUUUUCCUCCCUUCACUGACAUUGUUAGUCUGAUUAAACUAAAUUCAUUGUAACAAUGGAUGGUUCUUCUGUUUCUGUUUCAAGCCCAGAACCAGAUUCUUCCUCUGACUUUGUUGAAGUUGAUCCUACUGGAAGAUAUGGAAGGUACAAUGAAAUUCUUGGAAAAGGAGCUUCCAAGACAGUUUAUAAAGCCUUUGAUGAGUAUGAAGGGAUUGAGGUGGCAUGGAAUCAGGUGAAGCUUUAUGAUUUCUUGCAGAGUCCUGAAGAACUUGGGAGGCUUUACUGUGAAAUUCACUUGCUUAAGACAUUGAAACACAAGAGCAUCAUGAAAUUCUACACUUCUUGGGUUGAUACAACUAAUAGAAACAUCAACUUUGUCACUGAAAUGUUUUCCUCUGGUACUCUCAGGCAGUAUAGGCUAAAACAUAAGAGAGUUCAUAUUAGAGCUGUGAAGCAUUGGUGUAGACAAAUUUUGAUGGGGCUUCUUUAUCUCCACAGCCGUAACCCACCUGUAAUUCACAGAGAUCUCAAAUGUGACAACAUUUUUGUUAAUGGAAACCAAGGUGAAGUUAAGAUUGGUGAUCUUGGCCUCGCUGCAAUCCUCCGCAGAUCUCAUGCUGCUUGUUGUGUUGGAACUCCAGAGUUUAUGGCUCCGGAGGUGUAUGCAGAGGAAUACAAUGAAUUAGUUGACAUAUACUCUUUUGGAAUGUGCGUUUUGGAGAUGAUCACCUUUGAGUAUCCAUAUAGUGAAUGUAAUCAUCCUGCUCAAAUUUACAAGAAAGUUGUUUCUGGCAAAAAACCAGAAGCUUUAUAUAAAAUACGUGAUCCUGAGGUGCGGCAAUUUAUUGAGAAGUGCUUGGCUACCGUGACUUCCAGGCUUCCUGCUAGGGAGCUUUUGAGAGACCCUUUUCUCCAAAUUGAUGAACAUGACUGUGACUCAAGGCCUAUCUUGUAUCAGAGUGACUGCGAUGAAAUAGGCCCUUUCCUCAGACAACCUCUAAAUGGAAAUCAUCACACCGGCAGCUCUUUGGGCAAUGGAUAUGUUAAUUAUAUUGGUUAUGAUCCUGAGAAUGAUUUAGAUUACCAUCCACUCAAUGAAAUUGAUGACUUGACUUGUCAAGAGGAUGAUCAUUUGUCAGGUUCUGAUAUCUCAAUCAAAGGUAAAAGGAGAGAAAAUGGUGGCAUCUUUUUGACACUAAGAAUUUCAGAUCAAGAAGGUUGCAUUCGAAACAUCUAUUUCCCAUUUGAUAUUGAGGCCGACACAGCAUUGAGUGUAGCUACUGAAAUGGUAUCAGAGCUUGACAUUACUGAUCAAGAUGUGAAAAAAAUAGCAGAAAUCAUAGAUGCUGAAAUUGCGGCCUUAGUACCAGGGUGGAAGAGGGGACCGGGGAUAGGAGAAAGCCCACAUUGCAGUAGUUUCUGUCACAGUUUUUCCUAUGGUUGCUUACGAGAUUUUGUUGCAUCAGAUCAUUCUGGAACCAAGAACCUUCAGGAUCUUCAGUGUUCUAAACAUGGAACUGCUGCUUUCCAUGGACGAUUUGAAGAGAUUACAUACCAAGUUGGUGAGGCAGAACAAUGUGGUAAAGGAGUGGCUGCAUCAAGAGAAUCUGAUGCCAUCCAUUAUGCAGAUAUCUGGGCUGAGCGAGAAGGACCAGAUAUAAGUUCUCUAGGUUCAAGAGACAUCCACUGUGAUGCGGUGGGUGAAACAUUGGACAAAUCAACCCUGGGAAUGGAAGAGAAGAUUAUAAAUAUGGAUGGUCAAAGUGAAUCUAGUUCAAGAAAUUCUUUCUCCAUGUACUCUUCAGAGGAAUGUUGUUUUUUAGAUGAUUAUGAAAAUGAGAUUAGGAGAGAGCUAAGGUGGCUUAAAGCGAAGCAUCAAAUGCAGUUGAGGGAGCUUAGAGAUCAAGAAUUAGUUGUCAAAUCCAAAUCUUCCAGCUCAACCCUGAUUUCUGAUGACAAAGAGCAUGUGAAAGAUCACAACACUUCUCUAUCACCAGUUUUACACAGAAGUGAAAACAGUAAACCCCUCCAGAGAUCAAUGUCCUCUAAAAAGUUAACUUCAUCUCUCCCUGUUAAAGAUGUGAAGAAAUGUGGUAGUUUGGCCAACCAAAGGGUCCAAAGUUAUGAACCACUCAACUGGCCUUGUAGUCCGGAGUCGAUGAUCACUGACAAUAACUACUAUUCAGGAGCCUUGCUUCCACACUCCCUCCACAGGGCAACUUCUCUUCCAGUUGAUGCUGUAGAUGUUUGAAAGCCUGUAAAGUUGUCUAAAACUUCACCAGCUUUACCCUGUUCUGAGAUCAUGUCGAUGGAUAUGCUUGCACAAGCAGAAAUGUAACCCUUUUUCGGAGUAUCUAAAGCCUGUCUCCACUACCUGUGCUUUUUGAAGGUGAAUAUCUCAGUUAAUCUACAUUACCCACUAAUGAUAAUAUCAAACUAAACCAGGUUUUCUGAAGCCUGUUCCAUUUA